AUGUCCCAUCCUCAGCCUUCUCUCGCGGCCCUGAAUUUUCGUACCAGACGGCCUCAGCACUCCUGGAGUCAAGAGGAACGCUACCUCCUUUGCUGUCUACGAAGGUUUUUCGACUUGCAGUAUGGUCAAAUAACGAAAAUAUUCAAUGAACUUUAUUUCACCAAAAUUCAAGCAGAGGGUUUUCCACAAGGGCUCAAGAGGUCUACUGUGACAACUCAGUGGGAAGACCUGGGACGACGGUUCCACGACGACUGGAAGCACGUCCACCAUGACAUCCCAUUUGACCAAGGGCCACAGCACUUUAAUCAUUUAUUCCAGAUGAUUAGAACCGCAUCUGCUGCUCUUCAUAUAGCCCUGGUGACCAGGGCGCGUGACUUGGACGUAUCGCGUUUUGGCCUGAUGGCUACAACUAGGCGACGAGCACAGCCAGCUCAGCCAGCUCAACCAGUACAGACUCUACCAGCAGCUUCUGGAAAGGCAACAAGGGCAACCACUACUGAAAUUCAAAAUCCGAUCGCUUUCCGUCCCCUGCAAACCAAUGUUAGUCCGGAAGAUCCAUCUGAACCGAGUCAAGCUCCACCCGCACCCAAGCCUCGACAGUAUGCAGAAAUAACUGAUCCGAUAGGGCAUAUUCGUUCCUACGGGCUUAACAGAAGAGCGGAAUUUCCAAAGCCAACUCCCCCGACCCAGAUACCUUCCUUACUAUGGCGAUUCUCGAACGACGACUCCGCUGGGAUUAAUAGCAAGUGGGGGUAUGUCGCCUACGCAUUCACCGUUGAGCUAGGAAAUAUACCUCAUCCCGAGGAGAGACUCGAGGAAUUUCCAGCGUGGGUUUGGUCGCACGUCAACAAAAAGAGGAUUCCUUCCCCUUUUAUCUCAACAUCAAUUGACCCGCUCGUGCCAAUGCAUCGAGCUUUGCGCGGAAACAGAAACGCCAUUUUCAGUCUUGUAAAUCCAAAGCAGAUCCCGUCCAGCCAUAUUUUUUAUAUGCAAGAUCUGAUGCGACAGUUUUCUAUUUUUACUCGCGGCUACUACGGCACAAAGGAGUACAUCAUCUGGGGCUGUAUUUCUCGCCCUGCCAUACUGAUGUCGUUUCGAGUGGAUGAACUGCUAGAAAUCACCGAAGAACACCAAGAUAUCAAGGAGAUGCUACAGCUGGAUGUUAUUUCGGAGUCUAAAACAUGCAAGACUCCUCUGUUUGACAGACUGGCCGCAAAAACCUUUGAGAGUGACUUCCAAGUGGGCAAGACCCUCGGAAAGUUACUCAAGCUGUUGCAUCUGCAGCGCGAGUACGCUCAUGAUGCUGCCACGGCCUUCAAUAAAUCUUGGAGAUUUACGAAUUCAGAGGACACCGCGCAGUUUCUUCGUGGCGUAGAUUCUGGUUACGAUCAAACUGAGACCGAUCCCCUUUCCUCACCCCCGUCGUCGAACAGAUCGUCAGGCGUUGAAUCGAUGAAUAGUACAGGCCUCGCCGCUCAAGAGGGUUAUGUGUUGGUAGAGUCAUCCCAGAAAGCCUGCAAUGAACAGGAAGAAGAGCUCCGUGACGAUCAUGCAACUGCUGAGAAAGUUCGAGAGUCCAUCGACCGACUUAGCAUCCUCGACGACGAGGAAGACGGUAGCAUGAUCAUCGUCUCGAACACUCCUUGUCCCUCAUCUUCAAAAGGCAAAGAAGUCCUCAGAUCUACAGAGAAACGCCCAGCAACGGUGCAGUUUCCGGUAGAAACGAAAUUUCGAAAGACAGAUGGUGUUUCGUUUCCAUCAAGAAAUCGCACGGUAGCAACGAGACACAUUUCAAUGUUCAACCCAAACUCCUCGUCGUGGUCCCCGAUUCGAGAUACUUGUGAACCUGACUCUGAAGCAAGAAAUAUCAAGAAGGAGGAGGAGGUUUUUCCGUCCAUCGAAGAUGCCGAGAACCACCACGAAGUCAAGACACCCGAACCACCGACGACUCUGCGCAUCAAGCAAAGCAGAAGCCGAAGUUGUAGCAUGGAUAGCGAUUCCACAAUCGGCAACGAUAUGCCAGUGACUGAUCGGUUUGGAAGGGAGCGGUCCCAUAUUAACCGCGUGAUAAAUACCCAUUGGCCAGCAUUCUGGGAUUCACUCCAAGAAAGCGCCAGGGACUAA
This is a messenger RNA of Talaromyces rugulosus, 2124 nucleotides long. RefSeq lists its product as uncharacterized. The coding region runs from base 1 to 2124 and encodes 707 amino acids. NCBI's taxonomy places the organism in Eukaryota, Fungi, Ascomycota, Eurotiomycetes, Eurotiales, Trichocomaceae. The transcript has 2 exons. The record is from RefSeq and is a predicted model, not a curated record.